CACCCCUCCGCGCGGAGGCCCUCUUCCGAAACCCUCCCGACCAAUUGCACAUCCGACAUAUUUCGUCCGCCAUGCAUGGCGCGCUCAUUCUCGCUCUCCUCGCGCUUGGAAUACGCGGAGACGUGCCGUUCCUUGUGCGGAUCGACAAAUUCUUCCCAUAGCGCUACGCAAUGGAAAAAAGUCGACGAAUCUAUUCGCGAAAGACACUCUCUCGUUGUCAAGCUUGGUGUCUGUUCACUUCUGCAUCGACCGACGAUUUUCGUAACAUGGCGUCCUGUUCGAACGAUUUCAUCAUUGAGAAAUUAUUCAGCGGGCCCAGGCGUUCGCGAAAUUGCGACCUGCGGACUGGGCAGUUUUCAUGUUUUUGCGCGCCGUAAUAAGAACUAGAACGCAGCAGGACGCGCGUGGAGACGGAAGCGGUCGGUCGACGAGAUACAGCGACGGACGAUAAAACGCGUCGCGGUAGACGUUGAUUGCAAAAUUAACCAGUUCUGCGACAAGCGACAUGUAGCCACCUUUGAUCAUCGAACGUGCGAUAUUCCGCUGUUUCAGCAGCUUUCUUUGUGCACAGAAACGAAGUCUGCUGGCAAUCGAACGGCCAGCGCGCCGAUCAAAAGUUGAUCUGUCGGAUUUCCGACAGUUACGGCCCCACGCAAAGCGUCAAGUUACUAAUUGACGAUUUUUGCGUCGCCAAAAACCCGGAAACAUGGGAAAUUCACGUGCGGCUGGUGCGCGGCGCACGCGGGCCAACGAAGCCGGCCACGAUAAUCCGAGCUUAUCGAUCGGUACUCAGUUGCCAACUUGGCAGUGGCAAACUCCCGGAAUUACGAGUGAAAUGCUCUACAUAGCGACGCGGUUGGCAAAUCAGAUCCGCUUUCAUACCUUCGCGAGGGAGGAUGCGUCGGAUUCCGGAUGCCUCACCUCCCGGUGGGCCAGAAUUUCGUAGUUUGACGAUGAAAAUGACCAUGCGAAACUCCACCAUUGAACCGUACAACUGAACUGAUUCUGCUCAAUUUUCCGUUUGGCAAUAUAAUAUUGUUGUUACAUAUAUUAUUCAUUACGUGUAGCAUAUUAUUUUUUGUUGAAUACUCAAUUUGCGGACAAAGAUGUUUUCAAACGCCAUUCAUUAAGGGCAAACAAUUAAGACAAGCGAACGAAAUAAUUUUCACAUCGACCCUCUCUCAUCGUCCAUCUCGUGAUUGAAGCGUAUGGAAAGGGUACAAAAAACUUGCACGUCAAAGGGUUAAGGGAAAAGGGCUCCGCGGGAACGGGGUCGGGCUUUUUUACCCCAGCCAACUCGUUCGAGUUUCAGGCUAAAUCUCGGGUUGGGCAUAGUGGUUUACGUGCUGCUAGCCCUCGAUAGUCGCAAGACUACGUCAAAUAGUCGUACAUAUUGUAAUACACGCGCUUUCUAGCAGUCGGCAGCGUUGGUUCCCUGCUCCCUUGUUCCUUCGUCGGGUUCAUACUUAAAAGCGUGUGGAGUCAGUGGUGCUCACGAUCAGAUGUGGUUGGACGCAUCAAUCGAACAGUGGAAAAAGUCUUUGUGUCUCACUGUUUUUCUGCGAUCGUAAAAUAAAAGCAAAUAAAAUGUUUCAUUGACCGUGCGCGUUGGGAAUUUUGCGUAGAAUGCACGCGAGUAAAUUAUUACUUGUUUUUCUAUUGAUAAAAUUGUUUGCACAAACCUACGUUGUGUAUUGGAAUACACAAAUCUAUCCAUGAAAAUAAUAUUAUAAUCUACAAAUUUUUGAGGUAGUCUUUAAUAGGUUGCAUCGCAUUCACGGUUGGUUUGUAACGAUGCAAUGUUCUACUGAGCGUUUUGAGCAUUUAUGGCUUUACGGAGCUACCUGAAAAAACCACGGUCAUUGUUGGGGAAAUAUCCAAUCCUUCCAGAAAGCACCAUAUAUCUCGUUGUAGGCAUCCCUUCUAAUUGGAUAAUAAAUCCUAUAAUCUGUACAAAAUAGCAAAAAAAUGGCAAGGGUCGACCAUAAACGCUAGUUUGCCUCGGUUGCGUGAACGAGGUAAUAAUGGCGUUCGAUACAGAUCCGUUUUGCAUGUACAAUAUAGAUAACUGAAUUAUAUGCAAACGUAAGUGGAUAAGUUCGGUGCUCACAACGAACUCGUUUGGGAUUUGGAUUUGCACGAUAAUAUUUCACUCGGUUUGCAACGAGCGGUCGAUUGAGAGCCCCUGAGGACGCAGACAGCCCGUAUUCGGGACGCAGCUGCGACCACGCGCAUGCAUUGCGCGCAGGGGUUGAUCACGUGAUAAAGCGUCGCGGUGGGCGCCGUCGGCGCUCGAUUGGCCGACAUCGCGAUACAAAUCCCCCAUCCGACGUUGCUCGAACAAAGAGACGAGGCUACCUCAUCCGUCGUCGCAAACGCUGCCAUUAGAAAGUCGUCGGCAAUCGAUGAGUGCGGGAGUUCCGCGAGACGGAUAGAACUGUCGGUCGGUUUAGGCAUCGUGAGAAGGUUUAUCGGCCAGUCUGCGGAGUCGGAGCGGAAAAGGAAAGAGAAAGAGAGUGAGAAAGGGAGAGAAAAACAAGUUUUGGAAGGUUCGGGAAGAUAGCCAAUCCAGUCCGAGAUUCGACCGGUAUAUCGAAUCGUCGAUCGAGCCAAGUCCUCGAUCGGUACGUCCAAGUCGAUUCGGUGAGAAAACGAAACGCGACGAAAUCGAGCCUGCGGGCGUACGAUUCGCCAACGAUAGAAUCGCGAACGCGAGCACGAGUAGUCGGCGAGGCCAGUUUGCGCCGGGAGACGACGCGCAUACGCUCUUUCGGUAGAUCGAUCCUCGCGUACACUCGUAACUGUGCGCCGGGUCGCCAUCGACGAGAAUCCUCGAGGGACGCUCCGGCGGUUAGCUCGAUCGCGCUGGAGGGUCGACGACGUACGACGAGUGCCGUAGAGUGCUACGCAGCGACGUGGCGACGACGCCAUUUUGUGGUGACUGGUACCGUGCGCUUCUUUCGGCAUCAGCGCCGUCGUCGAGCCUAUUCAUCGCCGCGCCGUGACCCGUGACACGCGCGUAUCUCCGAUCGCGUUCGCCAGCGCGUAGACGACGCUUUGGAGCGCUUUGGCCUCUCCGGAUCUUCUUGGGCCGCGGAGAGCAACAGCGAAAAGCAGAGGAAGAGGAAGAGGGAGAAAGAGACGGUGCUCGCGUAUCCGAGCAACACGGAGUGCGUCAUCGGCGGUGGAUCCUCGCUACCCGCGCAUCGCCACGAUCACCAUCGUCCCACCGUGAUAGAGUUACGUUUUUCCGUAUUAUCGUUGUCGACGUGUUCGCCCUGGGUCAUCAUCGAUCAUGAGACUGGAAAUCGUGUCGGCGGCGGAUUUUCUGGUGCACCUGCUGCGCCUGCAGGCGGGUCAGCUGUCGGAGCGGCAACUGGAGAUGUUUAAGACAUCGUUGACGGAGGUGCUGCGCCACCGUUACCGGGACCACUGGUUCCCGGAUCGGCCGAAUCGCGGCUCCGGUUACCGUUGCAUACGCAUCAACGGCAAAAUGGAUCCGGUGAUCGCGCAAGCUGGCGCGAACGUCGGUCUCCUGCCGACGGUGCUGCACAGUCUGUUCCCCAGCGAGCUCACUAUGUGGAUCGACCCGUCGGAGGUUUCGUACAGGAUUGGCGAGAACGGUUCGAUCUGCGUGCUGUACGAACGUACCGAGCCUGAGAAACCGGAGGAGAUCAUUUCGCAGCAAGUGCAUCAGCAUCAGCAUCAGCACCAGCAUCAACAUCAGCAUCAGCAUCAUCAUCAGCCGCAACAUCAGCAAGCGCCGAUACUGCCGCAACAGCAGCAGCAGCCGCAGCAACAGCAGCAAUUCGAGAGUUGCAAGGACUCCCUGCUGCUGGAGCACACGCAGUUCAGCGAGCAAAUCGCUGCGUUCGUCUCCAGCUGAAUCCUCGGACUCGCCGCUCGCGUCCACGCUUUCGAAACGAUUUAAAAAAGCGCACGUGUAUCUCGUGAUAUGUGAUAUAUAUCCCGCAUCGCGUCGGACUGAUGGGGUCCGCACGCGGCCGACUUUUCGUGGACUCUCCCACCCCCCUAAACGUGCGUGCGUUGCUCCUCGCGUUUCUCAUUUUAAUUUUUCGUCGUCCUUCGGUGCAUCGAGAGAGAGACACUCUACAACAGGCAACAACGAGAAGAGUCGGAUCCCCGUCGACGCUUCCCUCGGUGUCUCUCUCUCUCUGCUUCUCCCCCUUUGUCUCUUGUAUUGAAACGGAGCUCCGUGAUUCAGCCUCCUGAUCGAUGAUCCAACGUCGAACAACACACCGCCAGAUUUGUCGCACUUGUCCCUCCUUCGAGCGAGUUCCUGCUACGGGGAGAGUCCAUCCGUCGGGAACGCGAGCUCGUCCACGCGCCGUCGGUCGACUCGAACGACUCUAGUCCAGUCUCGCGUUUCCCGAUUCUCCCCUCGCGCGCGAAGGAUACUCGAUACGGCGAGUAAAGAGAACAUCCACGAGGAAAGAAAUCCACGUAUUCUCGGCGAGUGGUCCGAGCCGUCGCGCAGAAGAAACAACGUAAGAUGGAAGAAGAACAGGCGUGUGGGGAGAGAAGAAAGAAGAGAAAGAGGAAGAACGUACGUUGAGCGGUACGUCGUGGCGUCACGGACUAGUCGAUUCUCUUUUCGGAUUUCGUCAUCGGUCGCGUCCCGUCAUCGAGAGGGCGAAUCUCGACCGCUGGAAAGGGAUGCGCGCACGACUGUCGCCGCGGCGCUGCAACCAGGAAGAAGAACGGAGCUCUCUCAGCAGCCGACCAAUUGAUCUCAGCACCUCCUCCACCCGCGUGAACCUUGGAGUGUCGCCCGCGACAACAGCAGCCACGCGAGGGAGGAACAACGAAGACCAGCCAGCCUCAUCGCCACCCUCCGUGCUACAUUCUUCUCGAGGGAGUAAAGGAACUGUACUCAAUGGACACACACACACACACACGGAACAUUACACAUAGUCUCCAUCUUUUGCGUCCUCCUUCUCCUCCUCCUAUUCUCUCCUGAACCAUCUUUCUUGAACAACCAAGCGUCUUUCUUCCACGUACCUUGCCGUCGGAGAUUUGAAGUUGAGAGGUUUUCGUGCGUACCGAUCGAUGGGUGUGUUUACAGCACGCGAGACUCGCGAGAAGGGAGCAAACGGUCGCAGUCAAUUCUUGUGAGAAAUUUGCCUACUCUCAUACUCGGCAUCUCUCUCGGUCUGCACGGUCUCGAGGAAACUACGAAGAAAUCGGGUAAAAAGCGAUCGUUCUCCAUUCUCGAGGAUUUCCUUGAACCUCUCACUGUAAUGCAAAUUACCACCGAGUUACACAUACACACAGAGACACAGAUACAUUACAAGUUUACGCGGAAAUGAAAGACACGUGCAUGCAACGACGAUUCUUGAGCGUGUCGAGUCAUCCAAUUUUUCCUUCGUUAACGUAAAUUUUCCAGAAACCGUAUGAAAAUGAAAAAAACAUAGUCAAUGCGAUGUAACACUGAAAACCAUCUAUCAGAUAAUUUUCUGAGAAAAUCAAGUAUACACUGUUCUAUAGAUCUAUCGAUGAUACGCCAUUGCGAUAACGAAGGUACAAAUUUGAGGCAAAAAUUUGUUCUAUUGUUCGAGAGUAGCUCCAAAUAGUGAAAUGAAAACUAUGCAUUUCGGCCAUUUGACAGCGAUUGUCAACGAUAGGACUCUCAAGACGAAAUUCCAAAAAUGUGCAUACACACAUACACACAUACAAAUUUCACAAAAGCGCGCGAAUUUAUAUGUACAUAUAUAUAUACACACACACAUAUAUAUAUAUAAGCGUUAUGUAUGUAGAGCACCGUGUACACGCGCGGGGACGAAGCAGAGACGCGAAAUCGUCUCCGGGCGUGUGCACACCGACGAAUUGUAUAUUAUCUUUUCGCGUGAGAGGAGAUGGAAGAAAGCGAGAGAAAACACAACGGUGUAUAAAAUUGCUGUGAUUUUAUCCACGGGAAGGCACACGGGUGUGUUUUUGCUAUGGAGAGUCGGUCUCGGAAAGUGAAUUGCAUGGCGUAUGAUUGUGUUGUGACGUUUCGGGAAUGAUCGAGAAUGAUUUCGAAAGAGAGAGAGAGAGAGAUAAUGUAUGUGUGUGUGGGUGUGGGUGUGAAUGUGUUAGAGAAGAAAAGAGAGUAAAAGAGAAUGAUUGGAUGUUUCGCAUAUGCUUCCCACCCGUUUAUUCGCGCAUUCCGACAAUAAUAAUAAUAAUAAUAAUAAUAAUCGAGUCCGCUCGAUUAGUCACGUGUCUGCUUCGUGCUCGCGCAGCAUCGAGAUUUGUUCAAUUACCGUUACUUGACGAACCGAUUCUAUUCGCGUAAUCAUGAGUAUCUCUCGCGAUCUCGAGUCCCGCGCCCAACACUCAAAUUGAAUUCUUCAACGUCUUAUAUCUUCGCCCGUACGAGUUUUCAUCAGUUCUUUUUCCGAGCGUAUAAAAGGGAGACGAAUGUUCAUACCAUAUGUAUGUGCGUGACUGCGUGCGUGCACAUGGGUGUGACGUAUGUGCGCGUGUUGUGUAUGUUUCGAAAGAUCGAACGGAUAAUACGAGAGGGAAGGGAAAGAGAGGAUCUAACGUGUUCGGCGUCGAACGAGAGAAGGCCCUGUACGUAGCAAUUAUAGAAACCAUGUCUGUGAUUAUACUAAGAAUAGAGAGACAAUAUAAGCAAUCACACCGUAUGUACGACCUAAACGCGAGCGGCGUGUGCGCUUACUAUACAUACAUACCGGCAUGUAAAUGAGACACACAUAUAUAUGUAUAUGUAUUACGUAACACAUGCGAAAAUUUCAUUCGCAGGCACGCGUGCGCUUCGCGCUUUUAAUCGGGUCGUCGUUUGGACCAGGGCUGAAAUCCGUCUUGUGUUUUAAUCAGAAUCAGGCCGUACUCCAUCCGUUUGCGUAUUUACACGUCACAUGUCACGUCGGAAACCGAGUCCCAUCCGGGCGAAAGUUUGAGAGGGAAUCGUGAGUUUGUCGUUCGAGUUUGCGAGAACUCGUCUCGUCGCCGAAACGAAUAGUGCAAUCUCUGCUUGAGUAACGAACAGACGACUCGUUUAAAACCGUUGAAAAGCACGCUUGCAAUCGAGGCGGACGAAACCAGUCUCACCUCUCGCUUGUAAUAGACGCUUCGGUUUUGACGUCAUAUGUAACGGGCCGCGAAGUAGUUGGAGCUUCGCAUCACAGAUUACCGGCCGUGUAUAUUCGUCAACACCCUCGAAUGGCGAAUCGAUCGAUCUGACAGAAGCCUUCGUUAUUUCGAGUCGCUAUAUAUGACAUCAGAAUUGGAGCGGGUUCGAGUUCUUUGCUGUACUUUGCGCGAGAGAAAGAAGGAGGUGGAAUAUUGUUUCCUUCAUUUUUACAUAUCGGAGAGCACAAUUGAACGUCCAUAUCGGCGGCUGUGAUGCGACCACCCGAUCUCCGAUAGUCCGUCGAAAGUAGUGCGGGACGAGGCCGGAGAAAGUGCGAGAGCUGGGCGGCGAGAUCUCGCCACGUUGUCCUCCGACAGUUAUACCUAGCCGACGGCACGACAAGACACGUUCCUUUCCCUUGGUUUUCGGUUUCCAUCGCGGGUAACGCUGGCUGUAGAAGGGCGCGCUCGUUUGCGUCUACUAUCCUGUACAAUUCGCGUUGUUUAUCCGUUCCCACACGUACAUACGCGCAUAUACACACAUACACGACACAACACACUACAUACGCGGAUGAAACUAUAAAUAACAACAAACGCUGUAAGGGAGAGCGAGAAAGGGAGAGAGAAAGAGGGUGCGUUAGAGCGAGAAAGGGCAAGAGAGAGGGAGAGAGAGAGAAACGGAGCGAAAGGAGAGAGUGCAUUUACUUCGCGCAUAAAUUGUAAUUACUAUAUAUAUAUAUAUGCGCAUAUAUUAUAUAUACAUAAUAUUAUAUACAUAUAUAUACAUCUUGUAAUUAUACAUACAUAUAUAUAUAUAGUGUCCUUCAGGAAGAAUUUGUACAAACCCGCUGGGACAAGGCACCAGCAAGUCUGUGAUUUUAGCUUGGUUACUAAUUCAGUAUUUUUUUAAAUAAAAUGAGACAAAAUCAAGAUAAAUCAUAAAAAAAGGAGCAUGAUUCGGUCCGCGAGAGAGGAGAGCUCGUGAGGAAAGGGAGGAGAAAGUUUAUGAAAGAGAGAGCGUGUGUCAGGCUGAAAGAGAGCUUAUGCAUGUAAAUGUGUCUCUAUGUGUAUGUGUGCGUACAACCUGUGUGGCCGAGUGGACGAGCGAAAGAGAGAAAUGUGAGAGACGGACACAGGGGGAAGGGGAAUCUUUUUCGAUUGGAAGUUUGCAAUAAGAUUGUAGGAUGGUCUGGAAAAAAUUUCUCCAAGCGGUUCUGCGAUUUCGUGACUUGCUUUAAAAAAAAAGAAAGAAACGAGUGAAGGAAUGCGAUAAACUUGACCAGCUAUUUUUUUCCAAGAAAACGUGCAAUUACUGAGAUUAUAAUUACUCGGAACGUGAUGGUGGUGUCAGCACAUCGAUGCGACACGUACGAACGGUUGAGCAGCGUGACGUAUCUCGUGUUAACGACAACGUUGCUAUAGAGUAGACAGAGACGAUGUAUCUUCUCUGUAUCUGUUGGAGUGGACUCAACCAACGUUACUCGUAUUUCAUCAUCUUUCUUCAUCUCUAUUAUGUUACAUCCAGUGACGCAGUUGCUGGAAAGAGACGACGAGAAAUCGAUUAAAUUGCAAUUUGUGCUGAUCGACGUUGGUAAAUCCGACUUCUUCCAGUUUCUUUGUAGCACUGCGAGUGACACGUUGCAUUCUGAUCCCGGGAACGCCUCGCCUCCAUAAUCGUCGUCUUGAUUGUUCUCGUUGCGUCAGCUUGAAAUUUACCUGUUCGAUUCAGCCGCGAUGAGUCACCGUUGAUAGCGUAUCUUUCGGUAAUCCGUAGUCUAUAAUAAUGUCGGGUAAUGUAACUUAUCGUAUCGUCACACUCUGAUCCUCUGCCGUUCGCGCGUGUCGUCGCUAUUAUUUAAUGCUCUUUGUAUAUUCUUGAUUUUUCUUCCUCCUUGGCGUGAGAAAGAAUCGCGAUGGCGAAAGAAACGGGACUCGAGGGCCGGCUCUUCGCCGAGUGCUUUCCCUUUCUUUGGAGAAAUUGUUUUUCGUUUACUGCGAAAAAUGGAAGAGGGGAGGCAGCGAGCGAGCGCGAGCGUGACAUACAAAGAAAUGAUAGAUUCUUCAUGAAGUACAGCUUGAUGGUAGCGCGAUGCGGGAAUAGUUGUCGUUGAAAGAAAUAAGGAAAUGAAAAGAUGAGCAGACAAGUAAUACGAAAGGGAAAAAGCAAGAUCGAGAUAGAGUAAGAGAGAGAGAGAAAGACAGAGCGCACGUGAGGAUGAAGAGGCCUGACAGGGGUGCUCAACUCGGUCGAGACAGGCCACGGGUCUCAUAAUGUGAUUCUGCUGAUGAAUUAUAUGGACGAAUAUCGAUUAGCGAACAAUCUUAGUUUAGCAUAACCGGAUUAUACAAUACUGAACAGAAUGAGACAACGGUGACCCGGGGUCUUGCGAGAUCCGAAUUCGGUGAGGACUCCUGUCGGCCCUGCAUGAUGCACCUGAGGAGAGCGAUUCGGGAGAGCGCAAAAUGAAAAGACCACUCGUUUCUGCGCGUCGAGACUGCGAGCGAGACACCACUCGAUAAAUUCUGUAUAAAAAUUCGCUUUACAAGUCUACACACGCAUGUCCACGAGUAUACCUGUACACCCGACACACAAACACACGUGUAUACACACACAAGUCGACGGAUACAAAACGACAGUACAUGCGCGGUACACGAACACAAACAAACUACUCGAAUCUGUAGACUCGUAGGUUUAUUAUUAAUUAUAAUGAAUUAUAAUUAUUAUAUCUAUUAUAUAUCAAUGUAUAAUUAUAUUUAGUUUUUAGGUUUAUGAUGGCUAUUAUUUCCCGCUUGUACAUAUGCCGUGAGCUCCAGAAAAAAUUAAAUCUUUAACAAAGAAAAUCUAUAAUUUUUUCGACUGUUUUUGUACAGAGAUAAUAAAAACAAAAGGCCUCGUGCUUAUGAAAUUUCAUGAAUAUAA
Messenger RNA from Ooceraea biroi (clonal raider ant), 10021 nucleotides. RefSeq names its product protein BTG2. Gene Ontology annotation, cellular component: nucleus; cytoplasm. The record is from RefSeq and is a predicted model, not a curated record. Gene Ontology annotation, biological process: negative regulation of cell population proliferation. NCBI's taxonomy places the organism in Eukaryota, Metazoa, Arthropoda, Insecta, Hymenoptera, Formicidae.